AGCCAGCCCCUAGCGCAGACGGCGGAGAGCUGGGAUGGAGCGCGCCUUGGCCCGCUGGCCUGGGCCGCUGCUCCUCCGGAGAGCCCGGGCGCCCACGCGAGAACCUCCCUACCCGGGUCUGUCUUCAAGGAGGACACCUUCCGUCUGAUUCCCUGCCUCCAAGGACCACCUGUGGAUGACGAGCUGAUGCCCAGGUGCUUGCCGCUCACCUCCGUCUUAUGAGGACGCCAGGAGCAGGGGUUCCUGGAUCCCACCAGCAAACAAAGCGACCCCUAGGCAGUGACCGCCUCCGCAGGACGCCGAAGGAUGAAGAGGACCCGAACUGACCAGCCAGCUGUCCCUCUUGGCUAAGUGUUGAAACCGUGCCCUAGUGAGGGGGCGCUGGUUAACGUCGGACUUUCGAUGUGCUUCUGCCUUGAUGCUUUGCUUUUCUAUGUGCGUCUGCUUUGUUAACCUUCCAUCAACCUGGAGGUUUCACCAUCCCCAGGGAGGUGUCAGUCUUUCUCAAUCCACCCCGUCACCACCCCAGGAUGGUCUGAAAGGAAGGGUCCCUUUGGGAACUUCUCAGGAGGGAGACCUGGGCCAAGGGCUUGACCAGCAUCCCCCUGGCAAUUCCAAGGCCCUGGAUGGGCUUCUGGAAGGAGCAUGUGCCCCGAGGCCAUGCUACCGAACUGCCAGGGGCAUCCCCACCUCCUCCGAGAUCUCCUCGUCCUUUCUGGGGAACGGGAUCGAGCAAAGCAACCUCCCAGGGUGUUGUGAGUGUUGGUCCGACACAGGGAAGCCGGUAAGGCCAGGCAUAGAAGAGGCGGUCAGUUAACGUUUUUCCAAACAGGUUGGUCGACCACGUCCCCCUCGCCCCUCUCAUCACCUGUCUCACGCUUCUCGUUUAUUCUUCCACAGCGCUCCGGACAAGCCCAGUCCGCAGGGCUCUUGGUGCACCAGGUAGGGCUGUACUGAGCCAGGGGUCGAGCUGACCUAGUCAGGAUAUGCAUGGUGCAUGUGGUCAUUUCCAGAGCACUCCGUAUGUUCUAUGCCUGUUAUUGCUAUGUCGGAUGUCCACGUGAGCGAGGCCGCCUCAUUUACAAAUGAGAGUGAAUGUGGCCUCGGUUUGAGUCAUUUUAAAAGGUGGAGGACAAGAAGACAGAACUGAGCGACACUUAGAGUGAGGUCGCUGAGGCUGGAGGAGUGUGAGUGUUUUGUCACAUUCCUGGCAAGAGAAGGGGUCAGAGUUGGACCCUGGGUGCCAUCAGGGGCUGCCCCUUCCCCCCCGCCCCCCCGCCCCCGAGUUCCACUCAGAACCUUUUUGAUUUCCACUCCAAUGUUUGACAAUGGGACAGCCUGUUUGAGAUCCCAGCUGCCCGGGGUGGUCUUGGGGGUCUUGGGUGGCCCCAAUGCUGGUACGAUGUGCUGGUCCCACCUCUCAAUAACGGUGUGACCUUAAAUACGUUGCUUAACUUCUCUGAGUCUCAGUUCUUUUCAUGGCCUAAAUGGGGAUUAGGGGGGGAAAAAAAAAGCAACACAAAAAGCACCCGCGUUUAUCUACCCCACAUGGUGCUUUUGAAGGCCAAAUGAUGUAACCACUAUGAAAGUGCUUUGUAAAUUGCUGUGGAAAUUGCGAGAUACUUAACACCAGGAGGCUGUCCCUCAUUAUCACAUGCCCAGCCUUGUCCCCCCCCCACACCCCCCCGCAGUAAUAACAGCUAGCACCCACUAGGUGCUGUGUGUUUGCACUCAAUAAAUAAAUUCCAGAAGAAAUAAAACAGAAUUAAUUCAACAAACAUUUUCUGGACUGCCUACAAUAUGCCCCGCACACCAGGCCUGGAAUGUGAUACAAAGAUGAUGACAACAAGUCUCUUGGAAGCUAAUUGGGGUCCUCGUUUGACCAGCACUUUCUUUCCUCCCCUUUUAAGCCAACCAGUUUUGUCCGGACGAGACAAAAACAACUUGGGCCGCUUUAGAGAAACCCGGCUUGGUGUAGACAAUAGCUCCCGGGCUUCUGAAAGGGGCUGAUUGGAUUAUGUGGCAAAUGAAGGUGGAAAGAUGACUUGGGAGGUGGCAAAUGAAGUGGGCGGAGAUCUGCUGUGAGUUAAUCCAGGCUAUUAGGAGGGACCUUUUGUCUUCCAAAGGCUGGCAGGAGCUUUCACCACUGGGUUUUACAUCCUUAAUGUAAGGACGCAUAAUUUAUGGUCAGUGAAAACCCAGGCCCCAGUGAGAUUUGAGUGGGCUGUAAAAUUGAGCGUCCUGCUACCAGUGAGUAAUUAUAGGGGACAUUUAUGUCUCCCUUUGCAGUUGGCAAAGGCCUUUUUGCAACCAUCAAUUCAUUUAAACCUCACAACUCCCUGUCCGGACCCCGGGCUGGCCUGCACCUCCUAGGGGAACAGAGGCUGUCAAGCGGCCUUCAUAUGAGGGCAUCUGAGGCGUCUGACACGGUAAACGGAGAGGAGGCCCCCACCCCGGCCCCUCUAGUCUCUCAGACCUGGCCCUUUGGCCACAAGCGAGUCCCUCCAAAUUCCUAACUUUGCUUUUCUCAGCAGCUUCUGAGCCUCCGGGCCUCUCCUGGCCUCCUUUCUAGCCUCUGUCUCUUUCCUUCCGCAGCCCCGCCUCCUGUAAAGCCUAUCUACAUACGCUGUCUUCCUUCCUCACCUUCUGUUUCCCCUCCAACCCACCGCUUCGUGGUCUCCUCUGGGCCGUUGAACUCCACCAGCUCUAAGGUAAUGACUUUUCUGGAGCUUAACUCCGGACACGUUUCCGGCUCCCGGACGCACGGACACGUAUUCAGUGUUUCUCUCACGGUCUUCCCAGCUCCUGGUCCCUGGUGUUGACAGACAGCCCUCUCCCCUCCACCCCCUGACCUGUAGACGGUACAGAGUCACCUGCUCCUGGCCCUCCUCCUUCUUAACCUCUCCUAGAAGAGUAUCCAGCCCUUCCAGAACCUUCCAGAACCUGCCUCUUGGCAUCUUCUCCGGGUUGGCGUCCAAACCACCUAGAGCUGAGGCCUCGAGGUAGCUCAGUGUUUCCAAGCCUUUCCACCUUACUCUCAGUUGCAGAAUAGUUAUCUUUACCUGGCAGGUCAGGUGGGCUAUCCUGCAGGUAAAACCUCAAGUCCCCACUAUUCGAGGAACUUGAAAUAAAUUCAGUCAGGUAUUCAUGAGAAAAUACAGCGAAGGUCGCCAUCUGAUUUUCUUGUAGGUUAAGUUCCCACAGGAAGGAGCGCAACGGAGAAGAAAGAAGUGGGGGGUGGGGGCGAGAAAGAAGCAAAGACCAGAAAAAGGCCCCCAAGACAAAAAAAAGGAGCAAAGGGAGACUUAGAAAAUACGAAAACCCACCCCCAAAAAAACACAUCCAGAGAAAGGUUCCUUCUUGGGUCAGGCGAAAAUAAAGUAAACAGGAAAAAGGUUUUCAAUUGAUUAUCCCAGUGACAAGUCCCAGGAAGCUUUCAAAUCAAAUUGCCCCAUUUUAGGUUUUUAACUCCUUCUAUCGGGUUUAACCUCUUUACCUCCCGCAUCCUGGUUAAACCCUCCUCCUGGCCCCCUUGGCUGGUGAUUAAAUCCCGAAGGUACAUGGAGCCUUUCAGUGAAUGAAUGGCCAGCAGAAAGAGCCCUCCCCCUCCCCCCAGCUGUGUUUUUCAGUUUUAUUCCACUUUCUGCCCUUUUCCCUUAAUGAACACAGGGCUAAUCUUGGGCCUUGUCAAGGAAGAGGCUGUAGACCUUAAUGAGGUAGCUGCUGGAUUCCAAUAUUCAUCUCAUAAGGAGCCUUCUUUGUCUGAGAAGGAAAGACACUGAUUAUCAUAAUGAGGUGAACCGCGGCUGCAGGGCAGGGGCGAAGCGGGUCUGAAGCCACACUUCUAAUUUUGGUGCUGGAGCCCAGGGACUCAUUCUGCUCCCCAUUCAAGUCUCUGCCUCUGUCCCAGCUCGCGGUGCAUGGAGCGAGGUUGAAAGUUGCAGGCCGCUUUGGGCCACAGAUGAGGGCUGCUCUGCAGAAGAGUUACUUUGUUUGACCCUGCGUGCAGACCAGCCCUGGGCCAGGGCAACUCAGGCCUCUGGGAUCAGUUUUCCAGGAGCAGAGAGACAGAGAUGCGGGUCUGGCUCACCCCGCAGUUAAACUUAGGGCUCCCCAGUGUUAAACCUGUGAGACUUCCAAAUGAAAAGUAAGAAAAGUAGAAAAGGAAGUCCUAGGUGUAGACCCCGUGCAAUUGUAGCCGAGCUAGCGUCUGUGGAAUGCCCCUUCCAGGUCAGGAAGUGGAUGGAUAUUGGUACCCCAGCACAGCCCCAUCCGCUUAGAAGGACAGAGAUGGGGGCUCACACUCAGCCCCUCAUGAUGAGAGUGCCAGUGGUCUGUCAGGACCACUCAGAUCCAGUAUCCAAACCUGGGUCACCCACUUUACCCCCUAACUGUCCCUCCCAUGUGUCCUGCGCCCGCUCUGCCCCUCAGGCCUCUUCUGUGUUCCUUCUUGAAAUCCCUGGGGCCUUUUCAUGUCUUCAGGGCAGGUGUGCCUGAGUCAGAAACUUGCCCUUCUGAAUCCUGAGUUCUAGAUGUUCCUCACCUAAAGGCAGAUCAAUCACAAUUAGAUCACUCCAGUUAAACCUUAGACUCCAGCCAGACCUUCCGCCAAAUGGGGGAAAAAAAGGGAGGGGAGGAGAAGUGGAGUGUUUGGAGCAAGAAAACUUGAUUACUUGAAAACUUAUGGUCCUCUCUCCCUCAACUUACCUCUCGGCUCAAGGUCCCCUGGUGUUGGUGGAUGAGAUUUAGACAUUUCCCGAGUCAGCGAAACCACCUCCCAUCCGGCCCACUAGAUGACAAGUGUGGAUGGCAGCCCAGAUGGCCAGCUGGGGCCACUCCAUCGCUUUUGGUGGUGGGGACCCCAGAUGUUGCCCAGACUUGGGGGCUGGAUGGGGUGAGCACUUCUGAGAAUCGGGGGUCCCACCAAAACUUGCUUCUUCCGUGCAGUUUGUGGAGAGUAAACUUCUGGGGCAGCUCCUGGUGUUCUAGAAGGAUUAUUUCUAGAAGUAGGAAAAGAAAAUCCAUAGAACCCUUCAUACCUUCAAAUACAUACCAAUAAUUAAAAUACCUGCCCCGGAGUCAUUAAUAUUUUAGCAUUUGAGAACCCAGGGAGGAGGUGGAAGGCAACUGAACUCAUCUUCUGAGGCCACUGGCAGUGGGGUGUCUGUGUUCGUGACUCCUGGACGGGGGACUGCUUUAACCUGUAUCCUUGUUUCUGUGGCCCCCCUUCUGCACCUGAACUGACACAGCUCCCCGCUCCCCAUGCGCAUGGGACACCUGCCCCCCACUCCCCCAGCCCGGGGGUCCUGCCCGGCUUCCUGUGUGGGGCCUGGGAGGGCUCAGCCACCAUUAAGUCAAUCCCGGAGGCUCCCCCCAGUUCUUCUGAUCCUCCCGUUUUUUUUUCUGCUUUCACUGCCCCCUUCUGUAGUCCAUCCGUCUUCUCUCCCCGACUCCUGUUUCCUUAUCUGGUCCUCAGGGGGGCGUCCUAGGCCAGCCCACUCCUCCUUUGGGUGUCCCAGCACCAGCCUGGCACAAAAUGGGGCUCAGUAAGAGUAUGUGGGAUGUAUGGCUGUUUGGACAGGUGAGUCAAGGAAGGAACUUGACUGUCAAAGCUGAGCUGCUAGGUGGGAGACACUGGGAGUGCAGGAAGCCUUAGGUCUAAAGGGUGGAGGGUGGACGUCCUUUAACUGAGGGGUGGGUGUUGCCCCAGCCCCUUUUGAGUGGGGGCCCCACCAGUCUCACCCCUUCCUGGACUCACGCAUCCAUCCCGUCAUCCAACAGUUGAUCCUUACUGAGCAAGCCCAUAGCUCGGCCCCGGGCUGGGCACCUGCCACCCUAGUGCGUCCCUUGAUGGCCUCUGCCUCCCUGGGGUGGGGGGCCGGGGGGUUGCUUCUGCCCAGGGUGCCCUGUUGGCCCCCGGGCGCUGGAGCAGCACGUUUUUGCUCUAUAGAGAAGGCAGGCCGGGGUGGGGUGCGAGGGGCAGGCCUGCUUUGCCUUGCUGUGGUCGGCUGGCCCCCUUUGAAUCCGAAGCCUGGGGAGGGGGCCCCCGAACCUGCCCUUCUCCAGGGCUCAGCUGCAGGUCCCAGCCAGCCAGCCCCUCCUGCCCCUAACCCUCCCCGCCUGUCCUGUAGCUGAGUGCUCAUGGCCGUCCUGGGCUCCCAGCCCUGACGUUCAGGACUGUGGAAGUGGCCCGGGGCAGCCGUGGCCUGUGUCCCCUUGGGCUCUGGCCGCACCAGGUCUCCCUCUUGAGUUGGGGGUCCGCGGGCUGGACCCCUCCCUCCAGGAUGCCCUCCUACCCCUGGGACUACAUCCAGCUCGCCCGCCCCCCUUUGCGGACGGGGGCCUGCCCACCGCCAAGGGCCCCUGGCUGGGAACCUCCAGGGGACCUGCAGGCCUCACCUCUGCCUGGCUGCCCACCUUACUCCUGUGUCUGGCGGCUCCUCCUCUGGCUUCCCCUCCGCUCCCCUGCUAGGUUGACUGCCCCCCCCCCCAACCCCCGGCUCUGCUUGCCAGAUCCGACCUGUGUGCCCUUCCCUGUGCCCCCUUCUCUGGGUUCAGGACCCUCUGCGUCUCAGCCAUCCGACUGUCUGCCUAACACGUUGGUUUUCCUCGCUGAGCCCACACCUGUGGUUACCUGCGUGCUGCCCCGCCCACCUCCCACCUGUGUGCCUUUUCCCUGUCUCCCCCAGUGCAAGGAGGCUUUCCCCCUCAGGGUGACUCAAGUUUCUAGGGGGUCUCCAGUGCCUGGGGCACAAGCCCCCCCUACCCCGGCAGGCCACCGCCCCCCCCCCCCAGCAUCCUUGGGUACCUCUUCCUGUGGGCCUGGCUGCCCAGGCUCUGAGUGACCCUGGGCUAUAGCCAGCCUUUUGCACUGUCCCCUUCUCCCCACCUCAAUCCCCCCAGACCCCUUAUUGUUACGUCCUGCCAGGCCUGCCCGUCCAAGCGCCGUGUCCCCGCGAGUCCCAGGCUCGGCUCCCCCGUCCCCGCCCCCCCGGACCUUGUGGCCCGUCUGGGGGCUGCUCCCGGGCCUGUCACUCUUCACACCUCUUCCCGUCCUUGCCGCUCCCAAGAGCCACCUCCCUCCACCAAAAACCAGACGGCAGGAGCCCAGGCGGCGCCGGAUCGUGAACGCCUGGACAGAGGAGGUGGAGGAGCUCCCCUGGAGCAGCACGCCUUCCGGAGGGUCACCCGACGUCUCGCGCCUACCCCGAGCCGCGACACUGCUGCCUGGAUUGGGCCGAAGCCAUCAUCUGGAAUCCUCCGCGGUCCAGGACCUCGAACCCACCACCCCAGCACCCUCUAGCUCCAUAAUCGGCAAACUAGGAUGGAAGUGGCCUAGCUGGGGGGCCCUUCAACGGGCCAAGGAGAAAACGCGGGCAGUGGCACCAGCCUCUGAAACCGUCUCCGAGCUCCAAUAAUCUUCGCUCGCCUCCCACCUUGAAAUGUUCGAAUGGACAGAUUUUCUGUCUUCAAAGCUUCCGGCCAAACCUCUUCAAGCUUUUUAUUGUUUGGGACUGGGACGCUUAGCAAUAGUGAUGGGUAGUUCCUUUUUUAUUUGCCUUGAAAGGCCAAAAUACAUUUUUGUGUGUGUGAACAUAGACUAAGCCGUCUGCUUUCAGAUGAACUCUGUGUCCGUCGGCUCCCACCAGGGAGAUUGUAUAUACCAUGUAUGUCUCUGUGUAUUCUUGGGUCUUGAAACAGGUUUCUCAUAGGGAUGACCAUUCCAAGGGAAGCGCCUGCUCCACCUACGGGCCUGGGGAGUCUGACCCCUGUCCGUGCAGGGUGUGAGCCCCGGGGUGGGGGUCUGGCUGCACUAACGUAUUCUGCCUGUGCCUGCAUCUGCCAUGCUUAUGUGUCAAGGACUGUGGGUUGUGUGCACUUUGGUGGUCAGUUGGGUGAGAGGGGGGUGGGAGGUCAGAGAUACUGUGAAUGUCCCAUUGUUCUGGUUGGGAAAUCAUUUUGCUGGGCUCUGUUACCUGAUCCAAAGAAGCGAGUGGAUGAAAAAAUGAAUGCAGGCAUGAAAGAAUGAAUAAACAAAUAAAUAGUGUAAAGAAGUGUACCCUGAAUGAGAUCCAAUUGGAUACAUAGGAGAUCAAUAAAUAAGUCGAUGAAGCAUGGAGUCUUCUUAGUAUGUAAAUAGGGCCAUGUAAAGUACGUAAAUAGGGCCAUGAAGAAACCAGUAUCAGGUUACCCUGGACUAAGGCACACGAACAAUUCAAAUACAUAGCACCUAUAGUUUGUCCAUAAAGGAAGAAAAACCGACAUGACAGAAAGAAAGAAUAAGGAGUCUGGAUAUGUAAACCAGGGGUGAGGCUGGGAUGGUGAGGCCCAUCAAAGGGAAAAGAUGAGACAGAGCACCAGGGAUCGACAGCGGCAAGGACAAUGGAAAGACGCAAAUUAAUACCUAAAAAAUAGGGAAGGUAACUUUUAAAAUACUCACCAUAAGGAGGGCUCUGUCAGGUUAUUAUAAGCCAAGCAUUAGGAUUAAUCCAAAUACAUGCUCUUGGCAGUAGGAAAAAAAGAGAAAACACAAGAGGAAGAGCUCAAAGGAUAGUUAAAAAUGAAAAAUGACCCAGGGGACCAGAGAUGAGAUUUAACUUUAACUCAAAGUUUUCUAAUUCUGGGCACACAUAAGUAAAUACUGAAGUGAAAGAAAGUAAAAAAAAAAAAAGAAAAAAAAUGAAGGGAAGGAUGAGUAGUGGACAUACCUGGAUCCAGAAGGGAGCAGGGCAGAAAGGGUUUUGGGUCAUCCAGUCCUGCAAACUGAGGUCUGUUCCAUGAAAGGGUUAAAAAAGAGAAUGAAAUAUCUAAAUAAAAAUCUAGUAAUGUGGAAGAAAAAGUAACGGGUGUGAAGUCCAGAAAGACAUCAGUGGGUGAAUAGAUAAACAUAGGAAAGAAGGCUAGUGUAGGAGUUGAGUAAUAGACGGUCACGAAUCGAGGGUUGUGGUUAGUCUGACCCUGAAAGCCACAGGACUAUCAAAAAAUAAUAAGUAUCUCAAUAAACAAGUGAGCGAGCAUCUAAAGAGACAAAGAUGGCAUGGAGUGAGGUGGGGGAGAGGCUGUGGUCACACCAAAGCUCCAGGAAAAUUAAAGAAGGCAAGUGAGAAAAAGUGAGAAAGGAGGAGAUGUAGAAAGUCACAAUGAAAGAAAGAAUAAAAAAGGUGAUAAAUGGGUAGAUCCUUGGAAGAAGGUGAGGCUAGGAAUCCAAACUGUGGAUCAAAAUGGGUCAAAAGCUGAACACGCACUCCGUUAAUAGAGGAGUAAAUACCUAAUAAAAAAAAAAAAAAACAGGAAGAAUGGUGUGAAUGAGUGAAGGAAGGAAAGCAAGAAGGAAUGAAUGACAGAGAGGCAGAGCUGAAGGGCCUGGGCAUGCUGUUUGCAGGUGACACUAGGCUCCAUCAGGUCGUGGCACCUGAGCUCCAGAGAAUGCAAGAAAGAGAGAGUUAAAGAGAGAAACAGUGAAACUGAAAAUGGGAAAGAAAUGAUAAGUCAGAAGUCCGAUUAGAAAUGCAAAAAGAAAAAGGAAUAUAUUAAUAGGUAGAUAAAUGCUUAUAUAAGAGAAAGUUGCUCUAGGAAUAAGAAUGGGAGGGGGUGUGAACCAUGCACAUGGAUGAAUUCACAUCUGGGCUUCUGAGAUGGGCCACCACCCACCCAACCGGCAGGCAGGUCAAAGCUGAAAUACCUAAGGGAGGACCUCCGAGAGGCCAGGGAGGGGAGGACCCAUUGCUUGUAGAUUAUCAUGUAUCCAAUUAGGUACCCUGCCAUCUAGAAGUGUAAAAACAAUUACCAAAGAGAAAGGAAGCCUGAAUGGGUGCAUGAAGGCAUGAAUGAAUGAGAACAAAAAUUUGCAGUGACCAGUGAGGCUGAUGUUGCGAGGGGUGUUAGGAUUCAUCCACUUCCUGGUGCCCAAUCUCCAAAAGAAAGAAAGGCAGUAAGAAAAAAGCCUGAAAGACUGGUAGAAGAGAACAAUUAAGAUGGGAGAAAAAAAAAUAAAAAGUUUUUAUAAAGAGGUAAAAAAAGAUAAUAAGUAUGUCAGUGAAGUCUGUGAGAGGGGACUGGUUUAGCACAGAUCAUCCACAUUCAUUCAUAUCUCUGGCCCCAAAGUUGAUAAAUAGUAAAAAGAACAAUAGCAUAAAUAAAAGCCUGAAGGAAUAAAUGCACGCAUUCCAUGAGAAGGCAAGGAAAGGAGUUUGAAAAAUUGAAGGAGAGACUGGGAGAAAGAAAGAUGGGAGAAGAAAUGAAAAUAGAUGGAUGGAGGAAAAAAGGCACAUCCUGGAUAAGUACUUAAUAAACAUAUUAUUCAUUAAAUAAAAAAACUAGUAAAAGCUGAAGUUCAUCAGAAAGAAAGAAUAAAUAAGGGGAUGGCUGUGUGAAUGAAUGAAUGAGGAAGGGGACUUUGAUGAAUUUGCCUCUGCACUUGAGGCUCUUGAGAAUAAAAGAAUGCCCAAAGAGCCAGUGAGGAAGGAGGAGAGGAAUAGACAAUUAUGACAAGAUGGAUAUUAGCAAUAAAAACAUAUUGAAUGAAUAAAUAAAUAUGUACAUAAAUUACAAGAGAGAGGGCCAUGCUAGAACAAAAAAAAAAAGAGAAGGCGCCAUGCAGCAGGAAUUAUGAGUGAUUCAAAACUGGGCUCCUGAGAGAGUUAAAUAAGUCCUCCCGCAAAUCACCAGUACAAGGAAUUAAUGAACCAAAGGGGCCCUACAUGGACUGAUGCCGAGAAGGCACCAGGAACUACAGAUGAUGGUUAAUCCAAUUCUGUGCACCUGAGGUCCAUAAAUAAAAGAAUAAAUAUUGAAAUAGAAGAGUGACAGAAAGAAUGAAUGGACCCAUGAAUGACUGAAUUAGUAAUGGAGAUGCCUGAGGCGGCCCAUGGGAUUGUCACUCAUCUCAUUCCGGACACCUGAGGUUCCUAAGAGUAAAAGAGAAGCAGAGAAAGAAACGAGGAGAAAUGAAACUUAAGUGAAAGAGAAAGGUGGGGGACCCAAUAGAAAGUUAGUGAAGAUGUGGGUGUGUCCGAGAGAAGGGUCUGUUAGAAUUAGGGGUAGGUGGUCAUCAAUCCUAAUGAUGGAUAAGGUCAUCCAGUCCCCUUUUCUGGGGCAAAGGAGGAUGGAGAGAUUUAAAAAGAAGCAAAAAAAAAAGAAAAAAGGAGAAAGGAAAGAUGGUAAACCAACCACCAAAGUGAUACAUGGUUCGUUAAGAGAGGUUGUCUGAACAGGAAUGAUAAUUAGUUUACAUACUACUCCUUCAAUAGGUAAACGCAUUACACCUUUCCGAGAAUAAAUGAAAAAUAGAGCAAAUACCCAGCCCCAAGACAAGGCUGCACCUCCAGCCUUUUAUUAUCUUUAUAUCAUAAAAUAUAGGCAAUGGAGGUCCAUAAAUAAAAGAAUAAAUAGCAAAAUGUAAAAGGUGACUAAUGGCGAGGAAGAAAGAUUGCAAAGGCAAGUAAGCACAUAGGCCGAUGAUGGUUAUUUUGCACGUGGAGUUUUGACCGCUAUAAUGAUUUCCCGGGAUAAGCCAGGAUAAGAAUGAAAGGAAGGGCAAAUGUGAGACUGCAUGAAUGAAUGAAUGAGAUGGUGUUGCUUGGACCAGGGGUGUUGCAUGUGGGAUCCUGACUCAUCCUUCUUCACCUGAGUUUGUAAGAAUGAAGGAAUGAAAGGAAGCGUGAGAGAAGUAAGAAAGCAGGAAUGGAAAUAAUGUAUAAACAAAUAAAUAGGAGAAGGGAGACCUUCAUGAACCAAGGGCUGUGAUUAAAGUCAUGCUGUUGAAGUCAGUAGGUAAAGGCAUCAAAUCUAAGUGGAUGAGUGAAUGAAUGGAAGAAAUGGAUGCAUGGAAGGAAGAGAGGAGAGAAGGCAAAGGAAGAUGGGAGAUGGAAGCGAGGGAGGGAGGGCUUCCUGACUGGGGCCCCGGGUCCCGCCAGCUGGGUGGAGUGGGUGGCCCUUGGCAUGCGGUGUGCUUGUGACGUGCACUUCCCUGGCGGGAGGGGCUGGCUCAGGGGGACCCUUGCCUGGAGCACCACCGUCACAUCCUGGCUGUGGGGGCCAUCUCACCUCAUCGCUCUCAUUCCGUUUUCCCCAUGUGUGACGUGGAAUGGCACCGGCUCCCCGCUUGGGUGGAUCGUGGGGGCAAAUGCUGCCCUGCCUGUUGGCAGUGCCCCAUCUAGAGCCCGGGAGAGGCAGAAGGGCUCGGGCCCGGGAGCCUGCAGAAGCUUGCGGGAACAAGGGGUGUUGGGCCAGGUGGGUGUCCUGGCCCCUCCCUGGGCGAGGGUCACCUGCGAGGGAGGCUUUUCCCGCCAGGGGGCAGCAGAGGGUCGGGGAGCAAGGGGCCCUGGGUGGUGCCUUGUCCUGGGAGGGGUGCCCCUAGCCUCCAGGGCCCGCUGCGCUGUCCUGGGACGGGGUGUGGGGGCCCCCUCACCUCCAGGACCUGUGCAGUGGAGAGGCGGGCGGGAAGGGGGCCGGCAGGGCCUCAUCACAGAAACCUUGUUCCCGCAGCUUUCUGAAACAUGUCCGGGAGCCCUCCAGCUGGGUCUUCCGUGGGUGGGCUGCUGUCCCUUCCCAACUCGGGGUGUCCUGGGGCAGGUGCAUCUCAGCCCGGGGUUGGCAGAAGUGGUCCCAGGACCCUGCCCCCUUCCCCUUGGCAUCCCUGGAGCCCGUUUCAAGGCCUUGCUACCUUCUCAAUUGUUUUGCGAUGUACUCUCUGUAUUUCGGCAAAAAAAAAAAAAAAUGGCCUUUGCAUGGUGUGUUGUUGAACGUGUCUUCUCUCCUCCCGCCCCCACCCUGACCCUCGUUGGGGCUGUUUGUACUGAUAAUUUCUAUCCCCAGGGACUCCCUGGUUCUGUAUAGUCUCUUUUUCUCUGUAUUGGUAGGAUUUGUGCACCUGUGUGUGGUGUGCCCGUGUCUGUCUAUCAAUCCAAGGAUCAAAGUCCCUCUUGACUGAUCGAUUCCAGUCUGGGACAUUACAAAAAAAUAAAAUAAAAUUGGAUUCCUAACCAGUGCCCUGACCGUGAGGAGCCCACUUGGCUGGACCCAGGAUUCGUGGCUGGGAGCACAGAGGAGCCUCCGGGCGGGGGGCGGGGAGGAGUCUGGUGGAGGCGGGGCUGAGGGGCAGGUUACCCACCUAGGAGUGACUUUGGGUCCUGGGUGGGGACAGGGGGUGGUCGCUGGUCCAGGCCAGCAAUGCCCCAGGCGUGCUCGGAUGUCGGGUGGCAGGGAGGCAGAGAAGCAGGAGUCACAGCUACAGACAGGGUCCAGGGAGGGAGCCAGGGGCCCAGGACCAACCUCUGCACUCUUAGCAUGGGCCCUGAGUGGACGCGGACUCACGUGUCAGGAGCUACCCUUCCCUGCCUCCAGUGCCACGUGUCCGGGCCACGUGAGCAGGGCUUCCUGGGCCUGAGAUGGCACUGGGGCUUCAGGACCGUGCUCUCUUCUCUUUUGGAAUCUAGGGGGCCCUGGGUUCUGCCUGAAGCCUGGGGUGGGGGGGCAUACUUAUUAACCCCAAAGACAGCUACUCAGAGAAGGGUCCCCGAAGAGCCCCCCAACCAGCCCAGGUGUCAUUGUGUGGCCGGAGUGGGGGUCGGAGGGGCUUGGGGCAGGAAGAGCCUGGGAGGGUCUUUUUGAAGAACCCCUGUGUGGUGGUUUUAAAAGGCAGCUGAGGGUCGAGAAGAUGGAGAAGGUGUUAGGUGUAGAAUGGGAGGGGGUCACAGCCCAGUUCACAGAGGAGAUGGGGAGGGACAGAAGCAGACCCCUAGGGAGGGGGGCCUUCUCCCAGGACCAAGGGGCUGUUCAGAGGUCACGUGGGUGGAAAUAGGCAGGUGGGGGAAUGUCCCAGGGGGAGGGUGCGUUGGGAUUGGAUGAGUUCUGUCCUUUUAGGAAUGCUGGGGGUCUGAGGGUCACUGGGUCAGGCUUUCUGAAGGUCUCCAGUUCUGGGACGCUGGGUUUCAGCUCAGGGCUCCGAGGGCUGCAGAAGCCGGGGGUGGAAGUUCCACUUGGGCCCCCGUCUGGUUCUGUCCGUGCCCGACCCACGAGGUCCAAGGUUGGGUCUCAGCGCUCCUCUCUGAUCAUGGCCUGGCUCAAGUGCGUGCUUCUUCUCUUUCCUUCUUCUUUUUCAAAGAAAGACAAGUUUUGUCUGUUGACUUUGACCUUUGCAUGCACCCCUUGCACAAAUCCUUCCCUUGAUGGCACCAGGAGCUACAAGUCUCCUAGGAUUUCUGUAUGACUCCCAACUCAGGGAGGUUGGCCUUGGGGCUGGCCUGCCAGAGGGUGGAGGGCGGAGGCUGGGUCUCUGGGGUUGAUGGGCCAAAGGCCCUGUUGUGAUCUUACUGUAAAUGGUGUGGAUAGCACAUGACGUGGAACAGAUCACCCAUCACUUGACAUAUCACUCAUCUUUAUUUCUCUCCUUCAGAUUCUGUUUAUAAGCACACUAUUUUUUUAAUGGACAUCUAAUUUUGUAAAAUGAGCAUCCAUUUUUUAAACCCAAUUGCUAUUCUUCACCACGUACACAUUUUUUUUUUUUUUUGCAUCCCACCUUUUCCAUUUAAUAUUCUGCUGUCAACAUUUUUCUUUCUUCCAUAUACUUCAUCACCUCACUGGCUGCCUUGUGUCUCAUUGAGCGGCUAUGUCAGUCAUUCACCACAUCAACCUGCUAUUAUUACUCUUGCUAUGCAUAAUUCAUCUUUUUUAAUGUUACAAAUUAUGCCACAGCUAAUAACUUAGCACACCCACUUUUUUUUCAUUCUUAUGAAUUAUUUUCCCACACCGAGAAAUGAUCUUUGCUUUGUGGUAUGUCAAUUUCUCCUGCUAGGCUGUGAACCCUUGAGGGCAAGGAGCUUGUUGCAUUGAUCUUUGUAUCUCUAAUGCCUGAAAUGUUGUAGAUACUAAAUGUUAGAUGAGUGGAUAGAAGGGUGGAUGAAGAUGUGAGUGAGUGCCUGGUUGGCUGUUGGAGGAGAGGAUGGGAGACUGGAUGAAUAAAUGGAGUGGUGAAUGAACAGAUGAAUUUUCUGGUGUUGAGUUUCUUGAGGAAAGGCCAGGAGUUUUUGUAUGACUACUAAUUUCAGAAGGCUUGUAGCAUUUUAUGAUGUCCAGCGAUGUAUUAGCAUUUUGUUAAGAUGUUGCUAAUUUAUCUCUGUUAAAAAGUGUUUUUUCUGUCAUUUUAACUUGCACUGCUUUGAUGACUAAUGAUGGUUGAACAUUUUAAUGUGUUUGUUAAAAAAAAUUGCAUCUUCUGUGAACUGUUUGUCCAAGUCCGUUGGGUCAUGGCUUUGUGAUGAGACUGGCCAAGGAUGGAAUGAGGGUCCUUGGGGUGUAGUGAGCCCUUCAUCACUGGAGUCAUUCAAGGGACAGGACAGGCAGAUAUUUGAUGAGGGUAGCUUUAAGGAGAUUCAAUCAGUAGGAGUGGGGUUGGCCUAGAUGACCCUUCAGGUCUCUUUGACUCUUCCUGGGAGAUGGGCAUUGGGAUGAUAUCCUCCCUUUGGCAGGCCAGUGACGUUUAAGGCUGCUUCUCCUGGGUGGGUUUGUGCAUUUAUGAUUUAUAAACUCUCAACUCACCCUCUGUAACUCUUGUGAUGCAGGAAUCUUUUUGACCCUCCAAGGUCUAGACAACUGUGCCGCCAUCUUGAAUAGUUAAGUGGUGGCCUUCCUGCCCCCCGCCUCCGCCCCCAUUUCACUUUGAGGAAGACAGUCCCUUGGAUCACUACUUGCCACCUCUCAGGGCAAUCAGCUGAGGCAAUCUGCUGCCCUUCAUGUUCCUAGUGCCCCCUGAUGUGUGAGCCAAUGUCCCAUUGGCCUCCAUGGUGGUCUUUGGGAUUUAAUUAAGUAUCGUCAGAUCAGGUCAGAUAGUGAAUCUGCCUUCAGAAAUGGGGCAACUCAAUUCCACGAGCCAAGGAGUAGAAUGGCCCCCAAUGUCUCCUUGGGCUUCCCUCAUGGUCCACCCCAGGGGUAGCCAGGUCUCAGAGGUCGUCACGGCCAUUCGGGAAGGGCACAUAACCCAAGAAGUCCUCGCCCCUGCUUACAGAACACCCUUGGCUUGCAGCCAAGGGCCGUGUCUUCCCACAGACCAUCUACUAUAGCACUGAGCACUGUUUGCCUGUGUCAGAAUUUCUCACCCACAUGUUUGGGAGGCCAGUGACGAUUCCCAACAUUACUUGGAUCCAUCCAUCCAUCCAUCCAUCCAUCCAUCCAUCCACCCAUCUGUCCAUCCAUUGCAUUUGGCCUCUUGACCUGGUGCUUUGGCCUUUCCCUUUCCUGAAAGCAAACCUUUUCCUUGUGGGCAGGCUGUGUAGCGCCAUGGGCUGUGGUUAUGAAGUGAACGCCCUUACUUGUGGCUUCUUCCUCCGGGGUCACUGCUGUGAGCAUGUCCCAGCUGGAUGUCAUCCGCCACCGUCACCCACACGGCUUCCUUCUCCAUGGCGCGUUCCCAUGCAUCACACCCUGUGAGGGAUCCAGGGCCCGGGGGCCCAGGGUGGCCCCCGCUCCCCACCCGUGAGUGGAGAUGUCCCCCCCCAGGCCACCUUGCCUGGUGCAUGGACCCUGCCGUGAGCUUUCCCCUCAGCCUCUCCCCUUCCUCUACCAGAUGACAGCGGUUAUAACUCAUACUUUCAUCCCUUCAUUCACUCCACUCCCAGCCCGCAAACAGUCGAAAAGGUCAGCUGGUGCUAUACUAGAGCUGGGUCACAAGGUUGCAUUCCAACACCCCCUCUUGAAAGAGAAGAUGAGCGUGUUUGCUGGGGGCCAGUCACAAGGCGGGAUCCUUGAUUCGGCAUGCCCACCCCUCGGCCAGAGUUCUGUCGAAAUUUUGAUUGCCCUCUCCAAGUUCGUUCCUCCGCAAACUGGGUUGAUUAGUAAUCAGCAAGCUGUGUUCCCUGGGUGCUCAGAAAUCAUAGCCCAGAGUCUCAAGAGGCCAGAAUGAUAGCUGGAGUGGGUGCGGGGCCGGGGGGGGGGUGUCUGAAACAAACAGCUGAUUCUGGCCGUGAGCGGGAUUUCGAGUCAUUAGGACACCCUCAUCUUGCACAAAGGGCGAGUUUCAGAGUCCUUCCUGUCCCUUGGAGAUUGGUUCAUUCUGGGCUCUAUUUAGAGAAAAUUGGGGGAGACGGUUGCUGGUUUGGAUGGUGAGGGUCAUGCCCCCCCGUGAGGCCCGCACAGAACAAUCUAUUGGCACAACAGGGCAUCCGGGCCGCCCGGCGCUUGGCAAACCCGGGAUGCAUCCGUGAGCAUCCAUCCAGGUUCCCAGCCAGGCGGGGCUUCCUACCUUAGAUCUUGGGGCUCUCCUGGGGAUUCUGCAUUUGACUUACUGCCUUGGACAGCGGGUAUAGUGGACAAAGCCAGGACCCUGGAGCUGGACAAGCGUGUGGUUUAAACUCACGGGCACGGCCGAGUCUGUCCUCUGGGCAGAGCGUGGCACCCACCUCGCAGGGCUGUUGUGAGGAUCUGCUGUAACCAGGGUUUUGAACUGUGAUCCUGUAGGGUGGUGCGCGUGCCCCCGGGAGUAGGUGGCGGGUGGGGGGGUGACAGGCCAGGAGGCACAGCCUGAUUCGGGCAGCUCCGUGGGGAAUCUUUCUAGCAAGCUCACAGUGGGUAUCAUGAGAUCGAAUGCUGCAUUUGUAUGGCAUUUGAAAGGUAGGUAGGAGUAAUUUUGGGGUUAGGGUUAGGCUGGGGAAUGGGGAUCACUCUGGGCAAUGCCCUGGACCCCUGGGGUACGCGUUCACACCCACCUCUGGAAUAGGUUGUGUCUUGCCUACCACUGUGUCUGGCCUGUGGGCGGCACUUACCUUCCACAAGAGACCCCUCCCAGACGUAUCCUCCCCCCAAAAAUAUUAGGCACCAUUGUCAAAGACACUACCCCCACCCCCCCCAUCCCCCAGCGCCCAAUGUCCCCUCUGCCCGUUCUCAACAUUUGGGCUCAAAUGUCAGCAGCCUGGGUGCCUAACACAGUACCAGGCCAGUGGUAGGGGUCGCCUUCCAGUUCUGUCGGAAGGAUGGAUGAGUAGAUGGUCAAAUAACACAACUGUAACCCAGUGUAAGCAGCGAUUGUUUAUAGCCUUGACUCAGAGAUUGUCCUCCGCCCCUGAUGAACCUUUUACCGGUUACUGUAUCUUACGGACCUCUGUAUGAUAUUUGUUGUUCGAAAACCAGACUCUGGUUUCAGAUGUCACUUGGUGGAACUUUCGCUGUCCGAUGAAUGAGUUGAUGUUUGUGUUAGAAAUGAGAAUCUGGCUAACGUGUAACUUUAACUGUGCGGUGUCGGUCAAGGCACUUCUCCUCUCUGACCGUCGGUCUCCUUUUUUCUAAGCCGUGGGUCACCAGAAAGCUUACCUCCUGGGUUGUUGUGAGAGCUCAGGGUUGGGUGAACUUUAAAUUUAAAUUCAUUAAAUGCUGGCCGUCACUGAAAGUGAUCAUGUGUUGGGGGAUAUCUGGAAGGGAACAGGGAAGCUUUUGCUGGUUCUAAAUGAAUAAAAAGUUGGCCUUGACCUUAUAAUAAGAUUUUAUUUCCGACAGUCACUGGGACGUGUGAGACAGAGGUCAAGUGGCCUGAGAGUGUUUAGUGAUGCAGGUUCAGAGUAAAUAUUGGUUCAGUUAAUGAGUGAUGGCUUCUCUCCUUCCUUGGAGGCUCCUUCCCUCUCCCCCCUCCACCCCACCCUGGGGGGCUGUUUGUCACAGGUGACUGUUCCUGCCAGGUCUGUGGAGGGACUUCUGUGAGUCCCCCGAGGGUAUUUGUUAGUGGGGAGGAGCAAGGAGAGUUUAGAGAGAGCCCAAGGAGGGGUUUCUAGGUAACAUCUUAGGGACUAAAACGCCCUCUUCUGCCCUUUAGGGGAAAGGCUUCUGCUUGAUUGGCAUGUGGGCCCAUUUUACAGAUGAGCGAGUUGUGUCCGAGCCCAGGAUUGAACAGUCUUCCAUGAAAGCCAGAGGGUGCUCUCUCAACUCAGUCAAAGCAAACCCUCCUGGUUCCAUGGUGGUCUCUGCCAGCCCAGAUGUACCCCAGUGUGUCCCUGUCCCCACCACGUGCCUAGCACUGCCCCCCUGGACCUUCAGCAGGACCUGGAAACUUCCUUCUCAGGAGACAUCCCCUUGGGGUCAUCGUGGAUCCAGGGGUCUCCACGAGUGUGCAGAAUUCCUUUCCUGGGCCUUGUCUUACGUGUGUGGACAGCAGCAUUCUGCUGAACACCCCCAGAUUCCAUUCCAGGUGGGCUGGAGUCGGGGGUCUCCUCUGGUCCCUCCCCCCACUGUAGAAGCCUCCCAGGCCCCCUCAUUUGGCCUCUGGCUAUCAGAGCCUCAGUGGGCUGUGUCCACACGUGGCCACCACCCUGUGUCCUUGAGAACUUUUCUGAAGCUCCCAAGGGGAUCUGCAGGUAGAGACAGGUGGAUAGGGCCCUCCUCCCAGGGGACUGUGAGUCUGUGUGUAGGUGUCUGCUCCAAGAUGGUCCUCGGGCCUGUGUGCCCGGGGUGAGGAGUGUUUUCAGGGCCUCAUCCUCCUGAGCAGGGCAGGCCUGGGUCCCCAUCUCCAGAGGGUGGGGAGGAAGCUGAGGCUCAGUGAGGGUUAGGGUUUCGGGUCAGGGUCAGGGUUCUCAGUGAGGAUUAGGGUUUCAAAUUAGGGUCAGAGUUCUCAGACCCCGUCCCUGACUCCGAGACUUAGGCUUCUCUGACCCUGAUGGCCCUGCUGCCUGCGUAGUAGGCGCCUAAUAGAUGCUCACUGAUGGGCAAGCGGGGUUUUAGUGGAUGUGAAAAACUGAACUGACUGUUGGCUGAUGGACACAUUGACUCUGCAUGCAUGUCUGUAAGAGGAAAGAGGGUGUUUUCUUGGCAAAGACUCUUCAGGGCAGACCCUGAAGGUCUCUGUCUGCAGUGGGGGCUCGCCCUGGGGAACCUUCUGGAUGCAAAUAGCUGUCUUCUGACUGUUUCUGGAAAUGUUUAUAUCUAGAAUAAAACUUUAUUCGGGCUAAAAAAUGUACUCCUCUGUGUUGUGGUCCAAGUGACUUUUUAAAAGUUCUGUUGACAUGUGGUUGACACACAAUAUUAUGUUAUUUUCUUCUGUACAGCGACGUGACUUGGUGUUACAUAUAUAUUCUGUUUUCAUAUUCUUUCCCACUAUAUUUUAUCACCGGGUAUUGAAUUUGGUUCCUUGGGUUUCGCAGUAGGUGGUCCAGGCGAUGUUGCUAAUGUGGCGUUUGGCAGUUCCCCAGUGGCAGAGGUGUUCUGGCCACGCCCUUGCCCGCUCUGGGUCUCAGGAGCCCUCGCUCUUGGGGAGGGGAGGUCUUUGACCUGAGAAGUCUUUAUCCUCGCCAUUGGUGACCAUCCGCCUUCGCCUGUAAGGUACAUGCCUGGUCUGAGAUGCUGCCUGGUCCUCAGCAAACGAGGGGGGAUUGGACCCCAGACCUUGAUUCCUUUCUUUCACUCUCUCCCGUCUCCCCAAGCUGGGUCUUGGGGGGUGGGGUGGGGAUCUUACACACUGGAGCUCUGGUUGUGGCAACAGCAUUUGCCAGUGCAGUGGCCUUGAGGGGUACCUGAACCACCCCAAGCCUGGCUCCCCUCUCUGCAGAAUGGGUACAUAAUGACAGUGUCUGCGCAGGGGGUGCUGGUGAACCUGUCUCGAUGGGCCCCCGUACACUGGUCCUGAGAAUCAAGGUCUGACGUUCAAAGCUAUCUAAGCACCCACAUGUGUGCUUAUCUACAUGUGUAGCUAUCUAAGCGCCUACAUGUGUGUGGCCUGGAGGGUUCACCUGUAAUCCGAAAAUAGUCACGUCUGCGUGGCGUGGUUAUCGUCGGGUUCGAGGAGGUUGUUUAUGUGAAAAUCAGUGCUUUGUUACUUGGCCUCCUGUUUGGGGUAGACCACAGCGCCCUGCAGCCUGAGGGUCCUGAUCAUGGAAGCCCUGUGCUUUCUGGAACGAUGGUGGCCCCAGAAACUGCUGGGCGGAGUGUAGGGUGUCACGGGAGCACCCAGCCAGCCCAGGGGAGGCAGUGAGGGACGGGAAGCUUUGCUCUUCAGUACAGAGAUGUAAGGUUCAGAGAGGAGGGGAUUAAGGUCCAGGUGGGCAGAAUCAGGGAGAAUUUUCAGAAACCCCCAGAGGAGGAGUAGGUUCCCAGGGGGGCUCAGAUCAGAUGGUAAAGAAUCUGCCUGCAAUGCAGGAGACCCGGGCUUGAUCCUUGGGUCAGGAAGAUCCCCUGGAGAAGGGCAUGGCAACCCACUCCAGUAUUCUUGCCUGGAGAAUCCCAUGGACAGAGGAAGCUGGCAGGCUACAGCCCAUGAGUUUGCAAAGAGUCGGACAUGACUGAGUGACUGACACUCUCUCUUUCAGAGGGGGAGGAAGUCGGUAGUUUAGAAAAUGCCCCGGUCUAAUUGGCAAUGGCUUGGACGGGAGAGCUGGGGUGGUUUCUCCCAAGGCCAGGAGUUCUAGGUUUCAGUUGGUUAGGUGACAACCAUCGGGUUACUGGUGCAGGAGCAUGUGAUGCUUCUGGAAAUUAGAGGAGGAGACCAGGGAGGGGGUGAUGUGAAGGGUGCCAGGUAGAGGGCAGGAGCUGGUGGCUGGGUGCUCCCCUCCCUGUGUGGUCCAGGCCCCGAGCAUCCCUCCUCCUAACUGUGUCUGCCCCUCGCCGCCCGCCUGCCUGUGUGCAUAAGAACUCUUGUCAGCCUGUGAGCCCGGGAGCGGAUGGCCUUCAUCUGCGCCUGUGUCUCUCCCAACCUCCACAGCCACAGGGGACACCUGCACAUGGUCCCACGGGACAGGCUGGACCAAAAGACUCUGGACCUGGGUUGCCCCCCACCCUGCGCGGCGGGGUGUGUCCUCCCUGCCUCCCCGCCCUCUGACUGAUGGACUUCACUGAUCUGAGUGUCAGACAUGCGGGCCGGACCCCCUCCCCGCCCCCCACGAACCCUGAGACUUGGGGGAGCGCCGGGCCUCGUGGUGCACAUCUGAGAAAUGGGCUCAGACACCUACCUCACAGGGCUGUUGUGAGGAGCUCCUGCCGUGGUCGGAAAGCACCCUGCCCCGGUGGCAGGGGCGGGGCUUGGCACAGCCCAUUGUGCUCUCAAUAAAUGUGUUUCUUGUCUUAACAAAAA
Messenger RNA from Cervus elaphus (red deer), 22039 nucleotides. RefSeq lists its product as uncharacterized. The transcript has 6 exons. The record is from RefSeq and is a predicted model, not a curated record. Bases 11821 to 12837 code for a protein of 338 amino acids. Lineage: Eukaryota; Metazoa; Chordata; Mammalia; Artiodactyla; Cervidae.